This is a messenger RNA of Choloepus didactylus (southern two-toed sloth), 1857 nucleotides long. It is a transcript of the gene TBX10, whose product is annotated as T-box transcription factor 10. Gene Ontology annotation, molecular function: DNA-binding transcription factor activity, RNA polymerase II-specific; RNA polymerase II cis-regulatory region sequence-specific DNA binding. Bases 1 to 1857 code for a protein of 618 amino acids. NCBI's taxonomy places the organism in Eukaryota, Metazoa, Chordata, Mammalia, Pilosa, Megalonychidae. Gene Ontology annotation, cellular component: nucleus. The transcript has 11 exons. Gene Ontology annotation, biological process: positive regulation of DNA-templated transcription; cell fate specification; regulation of transcription by RNA polymerase II. The record is from RefSeq and is a predicted model, not a curated record.
AUGUGUGUACACUUGUGUAAUUACGUGUGUAAUGAGCCCCGGUGUGCAGUGGCCGGGGAAAGGGUGCAGCCCGACAAGGCCCUGCCCACCCAGCGCAGCCUGUCCAGCUGCGGAGACCGGAGCAGAGGUGCCCUGGGGGGGGACAGAGGAAGUCGUAAACGGGCAGCUGAGGCUCACCUCGACCACCACCGCCUUCAGCUGGCACGGGGUCCGCACUGGGCCGGGCAGCCCCCUCCUGAUCUGGACAGGACCUGGUCCCUGGCUGGACGGCCGGGGCUGCUGGAGCCCAGGGCCACCCCCUCUCUGCCCCCUGCCUGGCCCAUCCAUCUCCCCGCGGCCAUGGCUGCCACGCUGCCUCCUGGUAUUGAGCAGCAAGAUGAGAAGUCCACCCACGUGGGGGCCCGACAAGCCCAGCCUGUGGCCGGCCCCGCACUGCACAGUCUGAGCAGGUGGCCUGGGGAAGGGGCCCGCAACCCCCAGAGCCAGACCCCACCUGAAGGGACAAAGUGCCCAGCUCAGGGUGGGAGACCUGGAGACGUGGACAGAGAGCGAUCGAGAGGCAAGCCGGGGCCCCCUUGGGCGGUGGCUGCAGCUGACCAGGGCUUCUCCAGGAUCCAGACGUCUGGGCUGUCCCCAUGGCAGGGACCUCUGGGGGAGGCAGACCUGAGGCGGCCCAGCCCUCUCGGCAGCUCCAGGAGGGACCCUCCCACGGUCCCACAGGCCUUCCUCUCUGCCAGCCUCAGUGUCCUCACAGCUUCAGAGCCCUACGCCCUGCCCGGGGCCAGCUCCAGCUGGGAGCCCCUGCUGAGGACGCCGUCCCCCCCGGGCCCUUGCGCUGGCUCCACCGGGGCACAGGCUGUGGCCGAGCCCACCAGGCAGGGCCCCAAGAACCCGCACGUGUCUGGAGUGACAGUUCAGCUGGAGAUGAAGGCGCUGUGGGAGGAAUUCAACCAGCUGGGCAUUGAAAUGAUUGUCACCAAGGCGGGCAGGAGGAUGUUCCCCACCUUCCAGGUGAGGAUCCUGGGCAUGGACAGGCUGGCUGACUACGCCCUGCUCAUGGACUUUGUCCCCCUGGAUGACAAGAGAUACAGGUAUGCCUUCCACAGCUCGGCCUGGCUGGUGGCGGGCAAGGCGGACCCUGCCGCUCCCGGCCGCGUACACUUCCACCCCGACUCGCCGGCCAAGGGUGCACAGUGGAUGCGCCAGAUCGUGUCCUUUGACAAGCUCAAGCUGACCAACAACCUGCUGGACGAUAACGGCCACAUCAUUCUCAGCUCCAUGCACCGCUACCAGCCCCGUUUCCACGUGGUCUUCAUGGACCCCCGCAAGGACAGCGAGCGCUACGCCCAGGAGAACUUCAAGUCCUUCGUCUUCGCGGAGACCCAGUUCACGGCUGUGACGGCUUAUCAGAACCACCGGAUCACCCAGCUGAAAAUCGCCAGCAACCCUUUCGCCAAGGGCUUUAGGGAGAGUGACCCAGAAUCCUGGCCGGUGUCCCCACGGCCCCUGCUCAGCACCCGGAGCCGCAGCACCCUCAGUCCCUGCCUGCUGAAGGGCCCCACCGAGCAGGAGAAAGACCCCAACAAAGGUCCAGCCUCCACCUCCAGGACCCCUGCCCAUCUCCACCAUCAGCUGCUGACCCCCCAGGAGGCCCUACUGGACCUGUCCACCUACCGGCCCCCCACGUACCAGAGCCUGUGCCCUGGGGUCCCAAGGACCCGACCAGCACCGUACCCCCUCCCCAACGUCCAGGCUGACAGGGAUCAGGGGGGCCUGCCCCACCCACCUCCCAGGGCUGGGCUGGGACUCCUGUUCCCCAACACCGGGUGCCUGGGGCCUGGCCAGGGCCCCCUGUGA